CGUCCAAAGCACGCCACCGCGCGCACGAGCUUCCGCCAUUGAAGCUUCGUCGAGCGCUUAAAACCUCCCUCCCUCCCCCCUCCUUCUCUAUCCUCCCAAAUCCCCGAAUCCUUGCGGGAUAUGACUGCAAAUUAAGCAAGGGAUUCUCGAUUCUCCUCAAAAUAUUCGGGUUUCUUCCCCCUCUAUUUGGUUAGGAAUAGUUUGGGAUUUCAAGUUGGAGAUUGGAUCGAAGCGAUUUCUUGAAUGGUUUGAUCGGUGUGGGUGCUGUAUCUCUCGGAAACUCGGAUUCUUAGGGCUUCCAUCCAAGAUCGGUUCGACUUUGGGAUCAAACUUCAAUGGUUGCAUCUUUUUAAGGGAACUCCUCUCUUCCUCCGGUGCUUCCUCGUCGUCGGCGCCGCAGCCUACGCCAUCGCCAUCUUCGUUUGGUCGUUGAUGGCUUCCAUGGAGACGGCAUCGACGUACUGGUGCCACCACUGCUGUCGCUUCGUCCUCAUUUGGCCCUGGGACGCAGUCAUCUGCCCAGACUGUGGCGGUGGCUUCCUUGACGCGCCUGGCCGCUUUCCUCUUGCCUCCGAGACCGCUACCGAGCCUCGUCGCCGCCGCGUCCCUUCCGCCGUCGACAACAGCUCCGCGGCCGUCGGCCGUCGGCGCCAGUCCUCGGAAAUUAGGUUCCGCCGUAACAAUCGUGCGUCCACUGGCGACCGCUCUCCCUUCAACCCCGUCAUUGUUCUUCGCAGUCCUCCCGUAGGCGGACGACGCGAUGCGGAUUGGACCACCAACAGCAGCUUCGAGCUCUACUACGAUGACGGCACCCGAUCCGGUCUCCGCCCCUUGCCGGAAAGCAUGUCGGAGUUCUUGAUGGGCUCGGGAUUGGAGAGAAUACUCGACCAGCUCUCCCAGACUGAGGUUGACGGAAUCGGCGGUGCGCCUGGUUUCGAGUACUCGCCGGCUUCGAAGGUCGCCAUCGAGUCUAUGCCCACUAUCGAGAUCGCCGAUGGCCAUAUCUCGAUGGAGUCCCAUUGUGCCGUCUGCAAGGACCCCUUCGUGCUCGGAACUGAGGUCCGUGAGAUGCCCUGCAAACACAUCUACCACCAGGAUUGCAUCCUGCCUUGGCUCUCGCUAAGAAAUUCCUGCCCUCUUUGUCGCCAUGAGAUGCCGACGGAUGUGCAAGAAAUGGAGGACGACGAGCGGACUCAUGUGGCUGAGAACGAGGAGGAGACGGUGGGGCUCACCAUAUGGAGGCUUCCAGGUGGUGGGUUCGCUGUUGGGAGGUUCACUGGUGGCAGGAGAGGCACGGAAAGAGAGCUUCCUAUGGUUUACACAGAGAUGGAUGAAGGAAUUAGGACCGCUGGCACACCGAGAAGGAUAUCGUGGUCCUCAAGAGGAAAUAGAUCCAGAGAGAGUGGAAGAAUUGUUCGGGCAUUCCGCAAUUUCUUCUCCUUCUUCAGGCGUCUUCGAUCUCCUCCUACAUCUUCACUGAGUCUGACCUCCGAGUCUCGCUCUUUCUCAACCACUUCUCUUAGACACAGGAGAUAUCCAUUCUUCAGUAGGAGCUAUCGGGGACAGAGCACAAGUAGGGUAUUGGAGGAUGGUGAUGAUGAUAACUGAGUAGAAAAGUUCAACUUUUUGCUCUUCAAUCCAAUUCCUCUGCAAAACUGUAGUUACUUGAUUCUGCAAAAAGGAUGCAAAUGGUUGCUGGCUGGUAAUUUUCUGGAUAUAAUUCCACAGUGACUAGUGAAGAUUAAAAAAAAAUGUAUCAUCUUUUGAUUUCUAUAUCCUUUCAGAUUUCCUAAUCGGUUCUGCUCUUUUGUCCACAUGUAAACAAAAGCUUGAUGCCAAGAUAUUCCUCCCUAUAAUCAUCACUUUGGAUGAUUGGCUCAGGAACUGAGAAGUUGUAGCUUUGCUCACAGUGCAUUGUGAAUAUAAUCAGUGUUGAAAAGGCUCUAGUAAGUAGGAAAAUCCUUGUUAACAAUGAAGCAAGACUGAUUAAACAGUGAUAACAUGCUAAUGGCAUUGGGAAGGACAGCUGCAAUAGUAAAAAAUCACAAGCAGACACAACAAAUCUCUCUCUCUCUCUCUCUCUCUCUCUCUCUCUUCACAUGGUCAAGAUGUAAUCUUAGAUGAAUGUGACAUAUGGAUUUAGUCCUUUCUGUGGCAUGGUACAUUGUAUGAUCCUUUUUUUUUUAUUUGUUGUACAGGUGAACUUAUAUUUGAACAAGUUUGUCAGAGAUUCCAUGGAAUGCCCAUAAAUACAAGGCAAGGCAAGAUAUGAUUCUCUGUUCCACCUUUCACCAGAAGUGCCUAUGUUCAGUGGACCAUGUCUCAGGGGUUUCUUCAUUCUUUAGUUGACUUGAUACUAAAUAUCUUAUGGUGAUGAUGUAAUGACCCAAGCCGAACUCACAACAUUUCUUCUGAUCAGCAAAAAUGGUUGACCCAAGCCGAAGAUUAGCGAUUACAGAUUGUGGAAUUGUAAGGAUCUGAUGGUUUGGCUCUCAUCAAACCCAUUCAAAGUCCAAACAGCACUUAAGUCCAUUUGACCACCGUGAAGUGUGGACAUCCAACAGGCAUUUAAGGAGUAGCAUCAUCUUUUCCCCAUUUACUACGUUACAUACUUGCUGAAGCUGUCAUAACCAUGUUGUCCCCACUUCCCAUAGUGCAUCAUUCAAAGGACACUGAGUCACUGACUGAGACAUGGGGACACGUUUUAGGUGCCAUCAAGGUGGGUGGCAGGUCAGCUCCAAAAGAGUUAGGUUGUUGGAGACUGAAAUCUCAAAAAAUGCGAUCCAGCAUGACUACUCGGAUUGCAUUGAACUUGUUCGUAUCAAAUGCGUUCCUCUGACCAAGUCUCUGAUUGCUGCUGUGCACUGGGUUGGAGAUCAAUGCAGCUGGCUGCAUCAGGAUAUUGUUUUCAACCUCUCCAUGCAACCUGCUUUGUCUUCUCAAAUGAUUUGUUGAAGGAAUCUUGCGUGGUGAUCAAAGUUUGCCCUGCUUGCCAUGGGCAUGGGAAACUAGGAGCAGGACAAAUAGACAAGAAAGGGAGGACAUGGUAUCUUGCUAGACAAAGCUGAUCAUUUGUCUCUACUGCAGCAAGCACCACAAUACCAGGAAGACAAAGAUGCCUAUUAGCAGAUAUAAUUUAUGUUGUCUUCAUCCCUUGUCUUCGCGAUGUCUACAAUGGAAGGUUAGUGAUACAAUCUAGUAAAUCUAACUUAGAUAAUGGAUUUAGCAAAUCUGAUUCUUUCAUCACAUAAACCCGCACAUGAAGUCCAAGCCAUAUGGCAUCAUUAUUGAUAACUCAAAUAUUAUAUUUUUGUCUGUCUUUCGGGUCCAUAUUGGCCACCAAUCUUGUGAAUGGAGGCUUUUAGUGAGUGGGCUGGACUUAGUGGGGCUAUUAGGCUCAUGUAAGAAUUUUUCCCAGCAAACAUCUUACACAUCUUACAUGUGUAUGUGUAUGUGUAUGUGUAUGUGUAUGUGUAUGUGUAUGUGUAUGUGUAUGUGUAUGUGUAUGUGUAUGUGUAUGUGUAUGUGUAUGUGUAUGUGUAUAUGUAUAUGUAUAGUUGUCGCAGAUAAGUGGACAGCUGAUAAGUUUGCCUAACCCAGGAAAGCAGUACUGAUUUCAAACAGCACCUGAAACAGUUCUGCAGUAGAAUAGAGUGACUCAUGGAGUUGCUGCUUGCAAAAAACUUGUUCUAAGACAAUAAUGCAAACAGCUUAGGUGAGUCAAGCAUGGCACCAUAGUACCAAAUCAUUAAGUGGGUUUAGCAUGAAUUUUAUAUUAAGCUCCAGGAUAGUACAACACACAUAUAUUAAGCUAUCAAGUCCAGCUGCACAUUCACAGAGAUUCAGAAGGAGAGAUUCCUAUGAUGUCUGUUCUUGCAAGAUUUCCUCCAUGUUAGACCCAUGACUUUGUCUUGCAAGGACUGCUGGAUUUUCUAUUCAACAUGAUGGCUUAAAUCAAUGUAUCAGAUUCUGAUAUGCUGACAGGUGAUUGAAGAACCUGAGCACCAACUGCUAUCAAGAAUAUGUGAGCUAUACAGAAUGCCUCCCCUCUUUUGGUUCUUAUAGCACUGUGCAUCAUAAUACUCUGUUUUCUUUCCCUGGUAUUCCUGAACAGAAUUUAGACCACCUGUUUGGUGCAACAGUACUCAUCAAGCAUGGUUGACAGAAGAGGCAAUUAAUGAUGUUUGAGGGGAUAAAAGAAAUUUUACCCAAGGAGUGUCAUGAGGCCCAGUAGCUGCUAUACUUGACCCGUCAUUUUCCACAUGAUUUGUCAUCACACACAAAAGGCUUCUGAAGAUCCUCAUCAUCUUGGAAAUUUGACUUUUAUCCAUGUAAAGAUGAUCGAGACACAGCAGAAGACAUCAGUAGAACAGUUGAUGAGCUCAGAUACUAUUAACUUGCUAAAUCGGCACUACUUCACCAGCAGAAGCCAAAAAAGCUUGGUUGCUUUAAGCAUGUGUGCUGAUGCCUGCAGACAGUGCUUGUCCUGUCACCGGCAAGUUUUAAUGGUUGCGUGGUUCUAUCUGCAUUGCAAUCACAUGGCCUCUGAAAUCACUUGCCUGUUGCUUUCUUGUGUAGGUAGGUCAUGUAUGACCUCCACAAUCUAUCCCAACUGCAUUCCAAUGCAAAGCAGCGGAUGCAAGAGAGUUUACUGCUCGCUAUUCAAUCUUUUGAGCUCACUGCCUUCGAAGCAUUGUUUCAUCCUUCAAUGCAAUCAACGAAGGCAAGCGAUUAGUGCUCGGUUUUAUCGUGUGGAGCAGUGCAACAGUUGUCACUUUGGCAUGUAUGUGGGUUGGCGUUUUGCUGCGGUCGUCAUCUUUGAUUUAUGGACCAAACUCCAUAGUCCAAAGUGACAGCUGAAUACAAUGUACAAUCUUCCUCGAUAAAGGGGUGUCUUCUUCUUCGUAUGCAACUGAUAAAGCGGGAUUGAUGUAUGGAUAAUUUGAGGGAUAUUAUAUCACGUUUCACUAAACACUUUUAGUUUUG
Messenger RNA from Musa acuminata AAA Group (dessert banana), 4986 nucleotides. RefSeq names its product E3 ubiquitin-protein ligase RDUF1-like. The transcript has 4 exons. Gene Ontology annotation, cellular component: cytoplasm. The record is from RefSeq and is a predicted model, not a curated record. Lineage: Eukaryota; Viridiplantae; Streptophyta; Magnoliopsida; Zingiberales; Musaceae. Gene Ontology annotation, biological process: protein ubiquitination. The coding region runs from base 433 to 1608 and encodes 391 amino acids. Gene Ontology annotation, molecular function: ubiquitin protein ligase activity.